This is a messenger RNA of Gekko japonicus, 3231 nucleotides long. RefSeq names its product von Willebrand factor A domain containing 3A (gene VWA3A). Lineage: Eukaryota; Metazoa; Chordata; Lepidosauria; Squamata; Gekkonidae. The record is from RefSeq and is a predicted model, not a curated record. The coding region runs from base 1 to 3231 and encodes 1076 amino acids. The transcript is spliced from 31 exons.
AUGACAACCAAGUUACUGGACGACAGGCAGUUCUUGAAGGAAAUGAGGGUGAAUGCAGGUUCAAAGCCCCCUGUGCCAGAAGGCCGGAGACCAUGGCAGAAGAUUUCCCUAACCGACUGUGAAUCUGACCACGGUUUAUUGAUUACUAAUAUCAACCAGGCGCACGAUCUUUUGAGAGUGAAGAAUACGGCAAUGAUCUGUUCUGGAUUGAAGGCUACUGAUGACUGGAUGCAGAGUUACGGUUUAGAAAGCAUGAAGCUUACAUUGGAAGAGCUGAUGAAGAGAGGCACUGUCGUGCUGGAUGCGAACAACGCAGAGCAGAUGGAGUUUACCACAGAGGCCAUUGGUGAUUUUGAAUCCCGACUGCACGCAGCGAUCGAUCUUUAUGACAAACGGAUCCAGUGGCUAUUACAAGACAGCCGAAAGCUGUUUGGCAUUAUACACGGGAGCAGAAUUGGGGUUCUGAUUGACGCGUCUGAUAUCACUUGUGGGCCGAGACUCCUCGAUUUCCAAAAAGACCUCCUGUGUUUAGUUGAUGAGCAGUUGUGCUACGUGAAGCGCCUGUAUUUUCUUUCCUUCGGUACCGAAGUCUCGCCUCUUUGGAAGGAGUCCAAACCCAUCAACGUGGAUGUUUUAUAUGAAAUCAGGCAAUGGGUGAAGGCGCUAAAGCCCAGCGGAGGCUGCAACCUGUUGAAAGCUCUGAAGAAGGCUCUCUUGCUGAAAGGCCUGGAUGCCCUGGUCAUCAUCGCAGGGAGCUGCCCAGAUCAGUCCUCUGAAAUCUUGUCUGAUUAUAUCCAGCAAUGUACGCUGGGGAGAGAUCUGCUGAUCCAGACGGUGGCCUACGAGUGCAGCAGCCAGGUGCCUCCCGCUGUUUUAAAAAGCGUCACUGAAGCUGUCGGCGGCCAUUACCACAGCUGCUCCACAAGAGACCAGAGUUAUGACAGCAGUGAUCUGGACAAGAUCCUUGGUGAGCGCAGAAAAUCUGAGGACUUGCUCAACAUCAUAAAUAAAAUCUAUAAGGGAAGGGUCGUGGGCCAUGCAUGUUUUAGUUUAAUGCCAGAGAGCUCCACAGAGGUUGUGCCAUUUUCUCCGGCCAGCUUGCUGCCAAAGCCACCGAACCACGAAGGACCUCUUGUGAUACAAAUCCCAGAUUUCCUGGCCAAAACUUCAGCAGAAUGGUUAAAAACCAAUGGGCUGAAAGCCAAGAAGCUGAGCCUGUACCAAGUUCUGGCACCAAAUGCAUUUUCCCCUGUGGAAGAAUUUGUCCCGAUUCUUCAGAAAACAGUGUCAUCAACUCUACAUGAAAAAGCGAUGAUGCAGUUUGAGUGGCACGAUGGGACCGUUAAAAAUGUCCACGUAGAUCCACCGAUAUUGUACGACUACCAGAAGCAGCUGACCAGGCUGGUGGGGAGGUAUGAGAGACGCAUCGAAUGGCUCUCCAUUGGUAGUAGAAGGAUGUGGGGAACAGUUUGCGAAAGGAGGGUCGUUCUCCUUAUUGAUGUCUCCGUAACAAAUCUUCCGUACAUCAUUCAUAUCCAACAUUCCCUGCGGCUUGUGCUGGAGGAGCAGAUCGCAAGCAAGGACUGCUUCAAUAUCAUAGCUUUUGGAAAAGAUGUUAAGCCCUGGCAACCGGAAAUGGUUCCUUCGCACCCAGACAACUUAGAGCAUGCCUGGAGAUGGGUGCUGGCCCUGAAGUGUGAAGGCACUCGGAAUGUCAUGAGCGCUUUCCGAAGAGCAGUGGAGGUGGAUUUCAGAGAUAAAGACAAGCAUGAGUCCCAGGGGAUAUACCUGCUGACCACGGGCAUCCCUGAUCAAGAGACACACGUGAUUAGCUCUUAUAUGGCCGAGAGCUGCAGAGGGUGUGAUCUGCAGCUUCAUGUCUCUCUGUUCAGCACCGACGACUCUCUCUUGGAUGGUGAUAUCCCGCCACGCUAUGCAAGCCCAGAAGAAACAGCACUUGCUUUUAAGACCGUUGUGCGGGCUGCCGGUGGCCGGUUUCACUGGUUUGGAGAAACAGGCAUCUACGAAAGCGAUGACAUCAGCAGCAUUCUCUCUGAAAUGGAGACAGCCGUCAACUAUUCCCAUAAGAGUGCCAGAGAUGGGCAGGAGAGGGAGAAAAGUGGCUCUGCAAAAGUGUUUGCGUGGCGCCCGCCAAGCGCCAAGGCAGAAAUCCCGCCAGCACAGCCAAUACAGGAAUUUUUGCAGACGGGCGGGAGAAAGAAAUGCAGAUCGAAGAAACAUCCCGAGGUUUCACUUUCAUUAUUUUAUACGGACAAAGGGAAGAAAGUAGGUGCAGUUUACAAAAAAUAUUCCAAGCCCAAAUGCAUGAGGAAGGCGAUUCCUUUUGUUGUUCUGCCGCAGGAAGAAGAAAGGUGCUCCAGCAAAGAGUGGCUCAGCAAAUACAGCAUCAAGAAACUGAAGUUAGACUUGCCCAGAAUCGUUUUCGGGCCUGAGUGUUUGCAUCAGAAGCAAAUGGUGGAAUCUUUGCACAAGAAAGUGUCGGCAAAAUACUGCGACAUUUUCCCCAGCAUCGAAAUGGAGGGCAGCGUGAAGCACUUGCACAUUCAGCCCAAGGAUCUAGAGGAGUAUAUUGAGCAAAUGGAGAGAGUCCUGCAGUGCUAUGUUAGAAGGAUGCAGUGGCUUUUGUCAGGAAGCCGUCGAUUGUUCGGGGUGAUUUUGGAAGCCAGCGUCUGCAUCCUGAUCGAUACCUCCGGAUCCAUGGAACCGUCUCUGGAGCAAGUCACCCAAGAGCUGACCUCCCUUAUCUGGGAACAGCUGAGGAAGAAUCAGACCAAAUUCAAUUUGAUAAGCUUUGCGGAAGAUGUUGUGGCCUGGCAAGAGUGCCUGGUGGAGGCCACGGACGAAGCAUGCCACGAUGCCGUGCAGUGGGUCUCCACGUUUCGAGCACAUGGGAAUACGUCCAUCCUCAAGGCCUUGCAGCUGGUCAAAUCUGAUAGAGGAGCCAACGACUUCCUCAAGAGGCUGGCUUGGCAGACCGGGGGACGCUACCAUCGGUGCCAUGGGGAUGCGGAUGGACAGUUGGCAGCCCAUCGGAUCUUGACGGAAGGUUUCAAAGAUGAAGAUGAUCCAGUUUUCCCCCUGUUUGAAGGAGAUGAUUUAAAGAAGCUUACUGAGGAAGUAGCAAAAGCCAGGAGUUAUUUAGCACAAGCCAGGCUUUUUCGAUCGCUAUUGGAAAAAAAGAAUUUAGAUCAAAAGGAGCAGUCCUCCUAA